UCAUAUAUUUUUAUAAAAUCAUUAUACAGUUUGAUAUUAAAAAAAGACGAGCGAAAAAUUGCGUACUUUUUUCUAGUCUAGAAUAACGUCGGAUAAAUUUCAGUCAGUCUAAUACCGGUCUGAUUUUUUUUUACAAAAUUUCUCAAAAUUCGUAACUAUUAGCCUAUCGUAAAAUCACGGUGUUUAUUACCUUCGAACGCUUUUACGCGCAAUCUAAUCUUUAAUUAUCUAAGCGAACAUAGUGAAACCGUAAAUGCAUGUUAGAAAAAUAUAUUUGUUAUAGAACGUCUGAACAAUGAAAGUUUUACCGUGUGCCCGUAAGGACGUUUUAAAUUAACCGCUUUUUUCUUCGUUGGAAUUGUGCAUACCUAUGCCUACAUUUAUGACUUACGACGACGUUAGGCCCAAGUAGGAGUUUCAUCCCUACCACCAGACCCUUCUUUUCGCGAUCGUCGGUCACGGUGACAUCCUAUCUCGGCAGUUGAAUUUCGAAACUCAUCUACGUCAGGUCGGCAGUUCUUGCUUAACAUUUCUACGCGAUUUCGCAUCUCCUCUAAGCGUAUUUUCUUUAAACAGUCGUGCGUGAUUUUGUGACAUACAAUCGUUCAUGAUGCAUGUACCGCUCGUGCAGAAACUUCCGAUGCCACAGGUGUCGAACUUCUUUUACCCGUUUAACACCAGUUUGGAAGAAGAAAUGAAAAGAUUAUUUCAAUUUACGAUUGAAACACCACCUCCGCCCGUGCCAAACGUGGAGGCUGUAAUGGAGGAGUUUCGUCGUAAUGGCCGGGAUUUUGAAUACUGUCCAGAUUUGGACAAUGGUGCACCAGAAAUAACGCCACGCCGCAAGAAAAAUAAGAAACCCGCAGCUACAGAAUGCGUUUUCUGUAAAAACAAUGGUGAAGAGGAGGCUUACUAUCGACAACACUCGUUGAAAUAUGAUGACGGACGUGUCUCGUGCCCGGUUCUGAGGGCUUACGAGUGUCCAAUUUGUCAUGCUUGCGGUGACGAUGCCCAUACGAUCAAGUACUGUCCCAAGAGGCCAAAGAGUCCCGGCACGAUGCCAACAGUGAACGCCUUUAAAUUGUUGAAAAACUCAAUGGGUAAACGACGUGUCAAGUAAAGGGGCACGUGGCCUCUCUUGUGUGACAAGAAGAAGCACCGCUGUGCCAUAAAAAAUGUCUUUCUUCAAAGUUUUCAAGAAACAGAUCUCUAAAACAUCCAGCUUCGAACGUUCUGGUAUCAUCUGCUGGCAGGUAAACUGUUCGAAGUAAACGAGCCAAAGAAAGUAAUCGUGCCAGAAAUAAGCGUUGUCGUAUUUUUAAUAAUUCGUGUAAUAAAAUUACCGCUUGGCGAUCUACUGUUUUAUAUUAAACUAGGCGUUAUCCAUCUGUUUCUUUUACCGUUUGAGUCGCCGCAGAAACAACGCGAUAGACAACAUUUAUAAAACAGCGUCGAAGCACAAAUUGUUGAGAGAAUUAUUAACGAAAGCUGUAUCCAAAGAUCUUCGCUUAGAUUCGUAAGCUAAUUAUUUAUAUCGUGUGUGCCAUAUGAUAGUUUCGUUUAAUUUCUCAUCGUUAUUACGAAAAGAACUUCGUAGAAAAGAAUGUCGUAGAUAGUGCACAAAGCAAAAAUAUUCGUUAAAAUGUAUCGAGGUUUUACCAUCGUUCGAGCCAGCAUUUGAUACUUCAAACAUUUCGAUUUUUAACCGAAAUUUAUGUUCAUUUACAUGCGUUGACCUUAGUAUAAUGUACUUGCAUAUUAACCGAUGAUUUGUGAAAAUGUUUACAUUUCUUGAAAUGUUCUUUUUUUAACGAUUUUUUAAGGAAAACUAGUAGCAAAUACUGUGAUAAUGCGAACAAAGACUCCAUUUUUUACACAACAGCCAUCGAUUUAACUUUUGUGCGACUAAAUUUUUGCAAGAUCAUAAUAUCGAUCCCCGGUCAAUCAUUCGAGAAAGUAAAAUAAGGUUUUUUGUUAUUUGAAAUUUUACACGAAAACUUGCUCGAACCAUGUUCAGUGAUCCGUAUUAGGGAUUACCUCUUUUGUCCUUUCGUCGGACAUCUGAUUAAGUUAAAAGUUGUUUUGUUGCCAUAAUGCCAUUGAAAUUAGGAUAUGACGUUUACACAAAACGCGGUUUUCUUCUAUUUAUACACUGCAUCUAACAGAAAGAGAUUGUAUUUUUUGAGGUUUGCCAAAAUUUCUUUUGUUACUUUACAAGAUUUACGAAAGAAAAGAUUCUUUCAAUCGUGUCUUAAACGGUCGACGAAUGACCAACCAGAUGAAGUUCCUUUUAAAAUUGCUAUACCCAACUCUUUGUAGAGUUCGAAUUGGGUCGUUUAUGUCCAAGCCUUGCAUUUCAACAAAAAUGAAAGUUCGUCAAGUAAAAUUUCGCUUGUAUCCCGUGCGACCCCGUAUUACAAGAUGAAAUAUCGAGGAAGUUAUAUAAGUUUGCAUCUCGUUCUUUCAAUUUUUUUUAAAUUCGUUCGACUCGGUGCUGUCUCUCGAGUAAUAAUUCUAAAACCAACAUCAUUUCGAAUACAUCAUUUUAUGGAACCAUGAACGUGUGAAGCCUCUCUUGUUCCUGUGUAUUCGGCCAUGAGUUUUAUCGAAGGUCAUCGGACCAAUGUUGCAUGUAUACAUUGAAUCUUUGUAAUUACCAUCUUUUGUUCGUUGCUUCGAUGAUUGAUGGUUGAAUCGUUGCUCUUUCUAAACAGAGAAGUUUUUAUUCAUCAGUUUGUAAAAAAGCGACAUACUUUUAUGGGAGAGACCCUUUAGGACGCAAUCCGUAUGAUUCCUACAAGUUCACAGUCCUAUUCGAGUUUUUGAAAAUAAGUCUGGUAAAAAACGAAGCACCGUAUAUAGGUUAAAAAACGAAAUCAUGCAAACUUUAUUUUUCCUUGCAUAUAAAGUUGAAAUCUUAAUUAGGAAGUAAGCAAUUAUAUCUUUUUGAAAAGUGGGUCAGAAUGCGUGUAAUUAUAUUUCUUUUACGGCUACGUUCCUAUGUAAUUAUUAUGUCUUAGUAUAUACCAUACAUGUAUUAAAUAGGAAUGACAGUUUAUUAUCUAUGGAUAUAUAGAGUAUAGACAGUUUCGAUAAUAGAAAUCAGACGAUGUUUGCAGAAUCUGAUGUCAUUCUGUUUUCUUACACGAAUGUUUCUUUUGUACAGUGCGUUUCCGAAAGUUCCAGUAUUGAGUUUAUUAGCGUUAAAAUAGAUAUUUAAGUUCCAAAGUAAUUAGAAGUUAUAAACUGUUAUAAUAAUAUUAAUAAUCCUUUAUACAAAUUGUUUAUAAAGAUCGUUGUACUCAGAAUAUUUAUAUACUUGUAUUUAAAAAUCGUAAAUAGUAUUGUUACUUCACCGAUAGAAUUAAGGAACAUAAACAUAUUAUAUAAGUACGAACUGACUGAGAAUAAUAUGAUGAAGCAGCGUGCAAAUUACAAAACGACGUAUAAUUUUCCACUUGUGGUGGGAAAAAUUUUUGCGAAGGAAAUACUCGUGAUUUGUUACAAAAGUAAUGAGACGUUUACAUAUUCCAUUAGUUCGAUAGAAAAAUAUUAUCAGUAAAAAUAGCUGAGCACGAGUAAUUAUUAAAUUAAUAAUUUGCUUAUUUGACCCUCGGCUCUGUCAUUACUUUUCUGACGAAGAAUGUUGCGUUAUGUAGUGGCCGAGUUGGUGGUGAACUGCUGGCCUCAUGCUACGUACACGCGGUGUAGAUGAUUCACAAUUAAACGCGAGAUGACGUUACCGUAAUCUGAUGCCAGCAUGGUUUACGAUUAACACCGGCAGGUGAUAACGUAAUAAUAGCAGCUAAACAGAGGAAGGGUCUCCAACGUACAGUUAUUACUUUAUGUAUUUCCAUGCUUGCUUCGCUCACGAUAUUAUUAAUGGCACAAUUUUUGUGCUGGUUCCAUAACAAGAAUUGUACAAAUGUUUGAAUUUCUAAGGGGAAAUCUUUCUUUUCUAUGGUUACGUCGGAAAAUAUUUUCAUGCUUCGAUGCUUUCAACGAUUUAGAUAAGAAGUUACAAAAUAUAUGUAUUUUCUAGUGUAACAAUAAAAAGAGACAUUUCCUUGUAAGUGGUCGUUAUCCGAUCCCGCACACUACUCCAUAUACAUACAUUAA
Messenger RNA from Megachile rotundata (alfalfa leafcutting bee), 4119 nucleotides. It is a transcript of the gene nanos, whose product is annotated as RNA-binding protein nanos. Gene Ontology annotation, molecular function: RNA binding; zinc ion binding. NCBI's taxonomy places the organism in Eukaryota, Metazoa, Arthropoda, Insecta, Hymenoptera, Megachilidae. The record is from RefSeq and is a predicted model, not a curated record.